AUGGAAGAACCAAACAGCCCAUCGGGCUCGGCAGGCGGUCCACUGCAAGCAGUUACAGCAGACCGCGUAAAUCAACAACGAGAGCGAGAACCCGCCUUCUCUCACCAUCGUGGUGCAUCAAGAGAUAACGCAGUAUUCGACAAGAUCAGCCAGUUUAACAACCUCAGUGUCACCAUGCAAUCGAAACAACUGGAACGCAAGACAGCAGAUGCUGCCUUAAAGCGGGCGAUGCUUGGCCGCGAGGAGGCCGAGACUGAACUGCGAAAAUACAGAGACGAGACCAAAACGCUACGCAAGGCCAUCGAUGAGGGCAAAGAGCGUGAGAGGAAAGUUGGGGAGCGUCUAGAGACAUUAAUGGAGAACUAUGGACGAGCCAAGGAGACACACGCACAUACACAAGCCCUUUGGGAAAAGGAGAUCCGCCGAGCACGAAAAGAAACAUUCAAGACACAAUCAUCAAUUGUCAAACUCCAGGAAGAACUCAAGUCAGCCCGCACCAGCGCCAAGAUGAUCGACGAAAACCUCAAGCGCGAAAAGGAAAGGAGCAAGGUUCGAGAACAAGAGGCAUUCGAGGCGCGAUACCAGAUCGUUGGUGUCCAAGAACAACUGGACCAGGCUCUAGAGCGCAUCAAACUCGUCGAACAGGAACGUGAUGCCUAUAAGACAGCAGCCAAGAACGAGGAGGUUGCCCGUAUCGCUGCCGAGGGACGUAUCCCUCUACCAUCACAAGAUGCUGAUGACGAGUUUGCUUCCCCUCAGAAAGAGAAGAGACGUGCUUCAAGAGAUCCCCGUGUUUCGCUAUCGGUCAUGGACAUUAUCUCAUCCGAAGCCAGCGAGGCCGAGAUUGAGGAAUUGGCGACCCAACUACAAUGGGAGCGUCAAAGAGCAGAUCGUGCCCAUGAGAUGGUUGAGUUCCUGCAGGCAGAGUGCCACCUACGUUGCUGUGCUUGCUCCAAGUCCACUCGACGUGCCAGUGUUGAGGCCCCUCGCCAGAAGCGUAGAAGCUCGAUUGGCCUCGAAGGACCUAAUGACAAGGUACUCAAGCUUGAUCGUCCGGCGAGAGAGGAUGAGAAGCGUGCCGCUACCCCUCCUCGCAUUCAAGAACCAACAUUCGAGCCUAGACCCAAGAUUCAUGCUGAUGUCAAUGUUGAGGCUAAGGUAGACACCAAGACUGAGUCAGAGCGGGAGCAAUAUCUGGAAGAGCCCCUCCAACGCGGCAUGCCCAAGUCCAGGAAGGAAUUACGUCGAAGCACCAUCUUCUGUCCUAAGGAGGGAAUAUUUAGAACUGUCUCUGAGCAAGAGGCUGAGAUCUUCGAGGCGCAGCGAAAGGUUGAAGAGGCCGAGGCCGCUGAAAGGGCUCAAGAGGAAGCUCGUGCUCAGGCUGAACAUGCUGCCGUUGAUGAGGGUGCAGUUGAAGAGCCAGUUGAGGCCGAAACCUUCGCUGGUUACAACACUGAGAUGGAGCACCACGCGUCUGAGUAUGAACACAACCACAGAAGAUAUGCCCGAACUCCUUCGGUUGAGCCUCCAGCUUUUGCCAUGCUUGCGCAAGAACGUGCUUCCCUUGCCUCGCUCCUCGAUGCUCCCCACAAUGGCUGCCACACCGCCCCUAUUCCUUCAAUACCAACCAUGCCAGAUGUUUCUGAGGAUAUACUCACCUCCCCUGAGACUCGACCUCACACCACCAAUGCUUUCUACACCGUCACUACUACAACAACUGUCCCCAUCCUUGACGACAAUGCGAGAAACAGUUCCUCCUUCAACGAACGUCUUCGUACUCCCUCGCACAACAGCACAGGUACCACCUUUGACCUGUCUAACCCUGCCCUUACUCCAACCAUGACUCGAGAGCAGGCUCUCGCCAAGAUUCGUGAACGUCGUGGUCGUGCCCGUUCUAUGGCCCAAGGCACGCUAACACCAAGCCGUCGAAUGGUUGAGGGCGUUGAGCGACGGGACAUGAGUGCUCCCACAGGCAAAGUUACUGGCAAGGGACGAUGA
Molecule: messenger RNA, 1998 nt
Organism: Fusarium sp. VM40
Lineage: Eukaryota; Fungi; Ascomycota; Sordariomycetes; Hypocreales; Nectriaceae
Source: the annotation of a GenBank genome assembly